Molecule: messenger RNA, 246 nt
Organism: Chondrus crispus (carragheen)
Lineage: Eukaryota; Rhodophyta; Florideophyceae; Gigartinales; Gigartinaceae
Exons: 1
Coding region: 1-246 (81 amino acids)
Source: RefSeq, a predicted model, not a curated record
AUGCUUGAAAAUCAUCGUAUAGGUGUACAGUACAGAGAGGACUCGCGCAAUAAUGCCGAAUUGAGUAAUUCCACGAGUCAUGGUCGUUUGCAAGUCCCCUUUUUGGAAUGCGAAGCCCUCUCCAUGGGCCAUUACGGAAAGGAGAGCAAGCAAGGCAGCAACGACAAUCUCAACCCAAAUUCAUCUCUCUUUCGUCGGAUAACCCCGUUUCAAAUUGUACCGUUCGACGGUGCGCAAUUUCCUUAA